CGAGUGCGGAUCUAUGAAGUUUGGCCACUGCGGGGCACCGUAGUGGCUUUUACCCCGGCUCAGGGGCUGGACUGGGAUGGGCGGCUGGAGCCCAGCUGGGCUGCAGUGUCGGAGACCCUGAUGGCUGCGGUGUUUCUAGUGACCCUCUAUGAGUACUCGCCGCUGUUCUACAUCGCGGUGGUCUUUACCUGCUUCAUCGUGACCACCGGCCUGGUGUUGGGAUGGUUUGGUUGGGAUGUUCCAGUAAUUCUGAGAAAUUCAGAAGAGACCCAGUUCCAUACAAGAGUUUUCAAAAAGCAAAUGAGACAAGUCAAGAAUCCUUUUGGCUUAGAGAUCACUAAUCCAUCUUCAGCUUCAAUUACAACUGGCAUAACUUUGACAACAGAUUGCCUUGAAGAUAGCCUCCUUACAUGCUACUGGGGGUGCAGUGUUCAGAAAUUAUACGAGGCUCUGCAGAAGCACUUUUAUUGCUUCCGAAUAAGCACUCCGCAAGCAUUGGAAGAUGCUCUGUAUAGCGAAUAUCUCUAUCAAGAACAAUAUUUUAUUAAAAAGGACAGCAAAGAAGAAAUAUAUUGCCAGUUACCAAAAGAUACUAAAAUCGAAGACUUUGGUAUAGUGCCCAGAUCUCGCUAUCCGUUGGUAGCCCUGUUGACCCUAGCUGAUGAGGAUGACCGAGAAAUUUAUGAUAUUAUUUCCAUGGUGUCAGUAAUUCAUAUUCCUGAUCAGAAUUAUAAACUUUCCUGUAGAAUAUUAUAUCAAUAUUUACUCCUGGCUCAAGGUCAAUUUCAUGAUCUUAAGCAACUUUUCAUGUCCGCAAAUAAUAACUCCACUCCCUCCAACAAUUCCUCUCCAGAAGAACAAAGCACAGACCAAAGUUUGUUGGAAAAGGCCGGACUCUCUGAAAGUGAAGUAGACCCUCCAGAGGAGAAUAGCAAAGACUGUGUUGUUUGCCAGAAUGGGACUGUGAACUGGGUGCUCCUGCCGUGUAGACACACGUGCUUGUGUGAUGGCUGUGUGAAGUAUUUUCAGCAGUGCCCGAUGUGCAGGCAGUUUGUUCAGGAAUCUUUUGCACUUUGCAGUCAAAAGGAGCAAGAUAAAGACAAACUGAAAACUCUUUGAGGAUGUUGUUACAACUGAAAAUUACACGUUCCACUGAAGAUGCAGAAAUUUGUGUUUUGGGAAUUAAUCAUAACAUGGAAUCUACAGUGUUGACUGUCAAUGAAAAUUGUAUUUUAACUUCAUAUUUGUACGGUUCCUGGAUGAGGAAAUUAAUUAUUUCUUCCUGUUCAGUGUGGUAAAUACUGGAAUACCGUCGUAUUAAUACAUACAAAUUCAUCCAGGUCUUGAGAGGAAUGUAAACAUUUGGCCUUUUGUCAGCUAGAGGAUUUCAUAUAAUGUCGAUUAGAAAAAUUCCAGAAAGCAAUCCAUCUAAAAUUUGAGCAAGUAAAAGUCUUAAGAUGUCUGAAUGUUUCUCCUUUGACAUAAUCUGGAAUGCAGUUGGGAAAAAAUUAAAUUCUUCUUAAAACAAUUGUGUGUUCCCCAGUUUACAAAGGAGUUGGAAAGGGCUUCUGACUUUAAGUCCUUUCCUGAAAUACCAGGUUUUAUAAAUAUCCAUCUGUUUGGUUUCUAAUUUCCUUAUAAUUAUAGCCACAUAAACACAUCUUAAUUUUUAAAUAUAGCUUCUUAAAUCAUAAAUGCAGGAUACAAUUCUUGACUGUUCUCAGUGUAUCAUAGAUUUAAAUGAUACUCAUUUAUAGGAAGCAGAUAUAUGAAACAAGAUAUAAUAAAAUUUCUUGGAUAAGUAAAUUUAUUGUCAAAUAUUAUUAGAUUAGCAUACUGUGAUCUACCAGGAAAGAUUUGUGAGACUCUUAAUGCCUUAUCUUAGAUUUCCUCCUGCACAACAAAUCCAUCCAAAACUGGAGGGGUUUGGAGCAAGAAAAAUCACUAAAAGAAACAAAUGACUAUUUUUUUCUGGUGUGUUUUUAUUCCAACUGAACCCCAUAUCCUUCUGAAUAGUAAAUUAAUGUGUUCAUCCCUUGUUAUAUCCCAGUAAGAGUUGAGGAACCUGAUAGACAAAAUAGCCCCAUCCCCCACUCCUCACAAGAUGACUAAGAAGAAAAUGGUAAAUCAGAGCUUCCUGUGUCAUCAGUGGAAAUUACUUUCACCUCACCAAGAAUUUAGAUCACAGCAAACAAACUACGACAUUCAGGGAGAUUUUCAAGACUUUUUUGUCCUGUUUAUAUUAAGAGUAAUGCCUUAUCUCUGUAUCAAUGUUUUUACAUAAUUCUAAUCAAAUAUACCACUCUCAAAAAGA
This is a messenger RNA of Rhinolophus ferrumequinum (greater horseshoe bat), 2314 nucleotides long. RefSeq names its product cell growth regulator with ring finger domain 1 (gene CGRRF1). Lineage: Eukaryota; Metazoa; Chordata; Mammalia; Chiroptera; Rhinolophidae. Gene Ontology annotation, biological process: negative regulation of cell growth. The record is from RefSeq and is a predicted model, not a curated record. The transcript has 6 exons. The coding region runs from base 121 to 1119 and encodes 332 amino acids.